This is a messenger RNA of Sebastes umbrosus (honeycomb rockfish), 3002 nucleotides long. Its product is annotated as ubinuclein-1-like. The transcript has 15 exons. The coding region runs from base 101 to 2590 and encodes 829 amino acids. The record is from RefSeq and is a predicted model, not a curated record. NCBI's taxonomy places the organism in Eukaryota, Metazoa, Chordata, Actinopteri, Perciformes, Sebastidae. Gene Ontology annotation, cellular component: nucleus.
CUUCUGUUUUUGUGUGAACAAACGAGAUGUUAAUUAUUCGUGAGUUUUAGAGGUACAGCCACACGGAGAGUCUGCUGCUGCUGUGUUUGUCCUGUUGUUGAUGGCUGAGUCUCGGAGAGUCCAGUUGACCACGCUGUCCUGUGAUGAUGGACCUUCAUCCUCUGAGCAGCCGGCCCCGGCCCACAAACCUCCGUCAGGUGUUGAGCAGCAGAAACACACCGCAGGUUCAGACACCGACACCGUCAGACUGCUGCUCAGCUUGUUCGAGCCUGAUGACAGCAGCUUCCCGGAGUUCAGCUACACUCAGCUCGUUGACAACCAGAUCAACCACACAAAAGAUGAAAUCCCACUAAGCAGAUUUGAGGAGGAAGAAAUGAGAGAGGAGGAUGAGGUCGCUGCUAUUUCAAAGAAAUUGGAAGAAAAAUAUGGUGACAAACCGAAGGAGAAGAAGGACCGCAUUCAGGACUUGAUUGAUAUCGGAUUCGGUUAUGAUGAAGAGGAUUCUUUCAUUGACAACUCUGAGGCUUACGACGAAUUUGUGCCGGCCUCCAUCACAACCAAAUUUGGUGGAUUCUAUGUAAAUUCGGGCGUGCUGCACUUCCGCCAGGCUUCAGAGACAGAGGACCUCGCAAAAGAAAAGGAAACACUUGAGCCCUCAAAAAAACGUAAAGUUAAUGGCGUACCAGAGAAGCCAAAGAAGAAGCGCUGCAGAGAAGGUGGAGAGAUGAUGAGCAAUGUGGAGCCUAAGUCAAGCACUUUGGCUGAAACUGGACCGAAUGACGAGAUGAUGACAGUGAAGAAGAGGAAAAAGAAAAAGGCUGCUGGCACAUUGAGCGUCACCAGCAUGUUGAAGAAGUUCCAAAGAGAGAAGGAGAAGGAACAACAGAAGAUAGAGAAAGCAAAUCAGAGGAGCGCUGCACUCCUGGGUGCCAUCACAAUCCCUCUGUGCCCGGCAGACGCAGGCGGCGGUGGCGGCUCAGGAUUGACCGACCCUCUCCUCAGUUUAAUUGGCUCCACCAAUGACCACACUCUGAUCCAAGCAGCCAACGCGGUGGAUUUUGAUAUCGAUUUAGACUCUUUAUUAGAUGUCACUGAAGAGACUUCGUCACCAAAGAUGGCUCCUCAACCUGCAACAGAAGCGCAGCUUUUCGGACCUAAAACGGAUGAUCUGACCGCGUCUGACGCUGCUCCUCAAGUCCAACCUCCAAAUACAGAGACCAACCUGCAGCUGAAGCCUCAGUCAGAGCAAAUCCAGCUCCCGUCACAAACCAGCUCCACCUCAGCUCAUCAGUGUGUCCCGCUGCCAGAGGGACUUCCCCCACGACUGGAAGACAGCAUUAGAAAACUCAUGGUGGUUGCCAAGACCUCGGAGGGAGAGUCGAAACUCAAGUUCUUCACUCCAAAAAUCAACUCAAUCCUGCUAGAUAUUGAGGUGCAGUGUCGGGAACAGGGCGUCCAGUUGCGCUCCAAGGUGUACACACACCUGUCAUCUUUCCUGCCCUGCAGCAGAGACACGCUCCUCAAACGCGUAAAGAAACUGUUCCUCGCAUACAUGGAGGAGGAGCCCACUGAUGAGGAGGAUCCCAUGCAGAAACUGAAGGAGGCCAUCGGCAGAGCUAUGCCCGAGCAGAUUGCAUGUUUCAAUGAAAACUGCCAAGUGUACGAGCAAGUCAAGGCUUUAAAGGCAGCAGAGGAGGAGAAAGAAGGCAAACAGAAGGUGAAUGUUGGCCCAGAGGACAAUGUGGAGGAGAAAGGUGGGAAAAGAGGAGGAGGUCCUAAGAAGUCGUUCAAAUGGAACGAAGAGAUCAGGGAGAGCUUGUGUCAGGUGUUAAAGCUGAAAAUGGAGAGGUAUAAAAAGGAAAGUAAAGGGAGUCGGGAGAUGGAGAACCACCUGAAGACCUUGUUAGACAAUGAGAUCCAACCGCUUUGGCCAAAGGGGUGGAUGCAAUCUAGGGUGCUGAUAAGGGAGAGCAGGAAAAUGUUGAACCUUUUUACGACAUUACCAGUAAAGAGGGCCCGGCCUGAGAAGAAGCAGCCGUCCAUCAGUGGUCCUCCUGCUACGUCAGAUGGCUGCAGCGUUCUCCAGGGCCCUCCACUACCGAAAGGAUUCCCCAAAGAAGAAGAAGACGAUGUCAAUAUCGUGUGUUCAAAUAUCUGCAACUCUAUGUCGCUUGGUACUGAGAAGAAGGAAGCUGCUGCCUUGAAAAAAGCCGAGGGUAAAACAGUGGCAGUGGAUGCUGGUUCCUCUACACCUGUGAAGGUCAACGCCACAUCUGCUCCAUCUCAGUCACUCCUUGAUCUCCUUGCCGAUCAAGCGUUGGCUCGGGAGCAACCGUUCUCCAUUUCCCAGGAGCUCCUUGCAGCAGCCGUUGCAAAAUACAAACGUUCAGUUCAGCACUGGAGCUUUGGGGUGGACACCAAAAGUCCUCCUCAUCCUCCUCCGCCUCCUCAGUCCAGCCCUGUCGGGUUCCCACUGAGCGGGGUGUGUCAUGUUGUUUUGCCCCAGCUGCUGCCGGUUGGAGACUUUGCCAGGCACAUGGAUGCUGACCAUGUGCAGGUCAUCUCUGAUGAUGACAUCACUAUACAAUGACAGCAUUUACACACAAUGGGAGCAGUUUCCUUGGAGCUGCACUGGACACAUGAUGGGAUUCUAACAAACACAAACAGUUACGAUACCAACGUCAGCAGUGGAAAUGAGCUAAAAUUAAUCGGACAAAUUGUGGUACUCGGCUGAAGAUGUGCUUUCUGUCAUCUUCACUAGUGUUUAGAGGAGUAUGUCAUCCGAGAUGGGAAGUAAUUUAAGGGAUUAAUACUUGUGGUUUUUGACCCCUGAAAGGAGAAGUGGCACUUUUACCAAUGAGACGUAAACUGACAUCCCACCACUUAUCUGUUUCUGAUCAAACCUUAUGAGAAACAUAAAAAAUCCCCUGUUAUGAUGACCCGUUGACUGACUUGUAUUUGUGAAUGAUUUACUUUGAAUUAAUAAAUAAUAAUAGAGCUUA